Molecule: messenger RNA, 1398 nt
Organism: Ricinus communis (castor bean)
Lineage: Eukaryota; Viridiplantae; Streptophyta; Magnoliopsida; Malpighiales; Euphorbiaceae
Product: protein trichome birefringence-like 43
Exons: 5
Coding region: 121-1206 (361 amino acids)
Cellular component (GO): Golgi apparatus
Molecular function (GO): O-acetyltransferase activity
Source: RefSeq, a predicted model, not a curated record
AGCCACCUGUCUAUAUAUCUAUAUAUCUAUAUAUCUAUAUAUAAUUCUCUUCUUUAUGCAGCAUCAUACUCAUAUUUGAGUUCAGCAACUCUUCCCCAUCUUCUCUUCUCUCUCUCUCAAAUGGGUUCUUUUACUACUGGUGCAAUAUUACUAUUCUUUCUUGUGCUUUCUCUAGUGCACCAUAGUUAUGGAUUCCUGAAGGUAGAAGUAACAGGAAAUAAAGGGUGUGAUAUAUUUGAAGGAAGUUGGGUUCGUGAUGAGUCAUAUCCUCUCUAUGAUUCCUCUCAAUGUCCAUUCAUUGAAAAGGAGUUUGAUUGUCUGAAAAAUGGUCGACCAGAUAAAGACUUUCUAAAAUACAGAUGGCAACCUACUUCCUGCACCUUCCCAAGGUUUAACGGUGGAGAUCUGUUAUCAAAACUUGAAGGGAAAAGCAUAAUGUUUGUGGGAGAUUCACUAAGUUUGAACCAAUGGCAAUCUCUCACAUGUAUGCUUCAUGUAGCUGUGCCUAAUGCUAAAUACACCAAUAUCAGAACUGGUGGCCUCUCCAUCUUCUCUUUUCCGGAAUAUAAAGCAAAAGUAAUGUUCUCCCGCAAUGCAUUUCUAGUUGACAUUGUUAAUACAAGCAUUGGCGCUGUUCUGAAACUCAACUCCAUUGAAGGUGGAAAGUUGUGGAAAGAUAUUGAUUUAUUGAUCUUCAACUCAUGGCAUUGGUGGCUUCAUACCGGAAGGAAACAACCAUGGAAAUUUAUUCAGGAGGGGAACAGCAUUUACCAAGACAUGGAUCGAUUGGUAGCAUAUGAGAAAGCAUUGAGUACAUGGGCUGAAUGGGUUGACACCAAUGUCAAUCCCACAAAAACCAUUGUCUUCUUUCAGGGUGUUUCACCAGAUCAUAAUAAUGGAACUGACUGGGGAGAGCCAAUGGCAAAAUACUGUGAGGGACAAAACCAACCAGUGUUUGGUUCAAAGUAUCCAGCAGGUGAGCAUCCAGCAGAGGUGGUUGUGGAGAAAGUAAUAAGUGGCAUGUCAAACCCAGUCCAUUUGCUUAAUGUCACAGCACUUUCACAGCUAAGAAAAGAUGGACACCCAUCAGUCUAUGGCCAUGGUGGCCAUAAUGAUAUGGACUGCAGCCAUUGGUGUCUUGCUGGUGUUCCUGAUACUUGGAAUCAACUUUUCUAUGCACUUCUGCUUCAAAAUUUUAUUAAUUAAGUAAUUCAUUUUUCUAUUUAUCAAUAAUAAUAAUUCUUAUUUCUUUGCAAAAAGACGAAGGGCAUUAUAGUAGUUCAAAUUAAGAUUAUGAAUAAGCUUUUAGAAACUGUGAAAUUUGAUGUUGAGCAUGUCAUCAUGUAUGUAGAUAUACGACCUUUAUAAUUAAUGCGUAUUAAAUAACUUUUUUAAUCA